This is a messenger RNA of Thunnus maccoyii (southern bluefin tuna), 2468 nucleotides long. Its product is annotated as neuronal acetylcholine receptor subunit alpha-4-like. Gene Ontology annotation, cellular component: synapse; postsynaptic membrane; neuron projection. The transcript has 5 exons. Bases 117 to 1817 code for a protein of 566 amino acids. Gene Ontology annotation, biological process: chemical synaptic transmission; nervous system process; regulation of membrane potential. Gene Ontology annotation, molecular function: acetylcholine-gated monoatomic cation-selective channel activity; transmembrane signaling receptor activity. The record is from RefSeq and is a predicted model, not a curated record. NCBI's taxonomy places the organism in Eukaryota, Metazoa, Chordata, Actinopteri, Scombriformes, Scombridae.
AUCUGUUUGUACAUUACAAUAAGCUCUCCCGGCCGGUGGAAAACACUUCAGACACAGUGCUAGUUCACUUUGGACUUUCUAUUGCCCAGCUGAUAGAUGUGGAUGAGAAGAACCAGAUGAUGACCACAAACGUCUGGGUCAAGCAAGAAUGGAACGAUUACAAACUCCGCUGGAACCCGGAGGAAUAUGAAAAUGUCACCUCUAUCCGUAUUCCCUCGGAAAUCAUCUGGAGGCCCGACAUCGUCCUCUACAACAAUGCUGAUGGCGACUUUGCAGUAACUCACCUCACAAAGGCACACCUAUUCUAUGACGGUCGGAUAAAGUGGAUGCCACCGGCCAUUUACAAGUCUUCAUGCAGCAUAGAUGUCACAUUUUUCCCUUUUGACCAGCAAAGCUGCAAGAUGAAAUUUGGUUCUUGGACCUAUGACCGUGCCAAGAUCGAUCUGAUCAGCAUGGCCAGUGAUGUGGACCAGAUGGACUACUGGGAGAGUGGCGAGUGGGUCAUUAUGAAUGCAGUGGGCAAGUACAAUACUAAAAAGUAUGAGUGCUGCACAGAGAUAUAUGCUGAUAUCACUUACUAUUUCAUCAUCCGGAGGCUUCCAUUGUUCUACACCAUUAACCUUAUCAUCCCCUGUCUGCUUAUCUCCUGUUUGACUGUGCUGGUGUUUUAUUUGCCAUCACAGUGUGGAGAGAAGAUCACCUUGUGUAUCUCAGUGUUACUUUCCCUAACAGUAUUCCUCCUGCUGAUCACAGAGAUAAUACCAUCUACAUCACUGGUGAUUCCGCUGAUUGGUGAAUACCUUCUGUUUACCAUGGUCUUUGUCACACUCUCCAUCAUAAUUACUGUCUUUGUUUUAAACGUACAUCAUCGAUCUCCACAAACCCAUGGCAUGCCUCACUGGGUGCGGAGAGUAUUCUUGGACUUGGUGCCUCGGGUCCUCUUCAUGAAGCGUCCUCCAGGCACAGCCAAGCAGCACUGCAAAAAACUUAUCGAGAUGAUGCACCGUCCAACCACUAUAUCAGCAACAGGCAACUCACAGGCCUUUUGGUCAGGGUUAGAGACAGGGUUAAGACAAAUAGGACAGAUUGAUAAUACACUCCCAAAGACUCAGUCAAACAGUCCAAACAUCCUGGUCUGCUCCCCUUCUCCACCCUCUUCUCCGAUUGACGACCUCAAUGAGAAAGAUCAUCCACUGAAGGCUAGCAUUUUCUGCCGGUCCCCAACUGGUCAGUAUUCAGUUCUCUCAGAGAAGCAACUCCACCGGGGUCACAUCUCGUCAGCCUCGUCUUCUUCCCAAUUGUCCUUGCCCCCAACUUUGCCACUGGGCCCCCUUCGCAGCCUAUCCAGGGAUGAACCUAAUGCACUGGCACAGAAUGGCCGCUCCCUCAGUGAAGAGCAAAUGUGUGACCAAAAGAGGGAACCUCCUCAGAGAACUGGUCAUCGGUGUCGCUCCCGCAGCUUCCAGUACUGCUGUCUGCACAAUGAAGGACCUGGGACCACUGGGAUUGCAGGGCGAGUGAAACAAGCCUUUACAGAUCACCUAGCAGAAACACUCACAAAAGAGUCCACUAAAGACACGAAUACCGAGCAGGAUGCCAUAGUUCCAACUAUUUCCCCAGCUGUGCAACGGGCCAUAGAGGGAGUUCAAUACAUUGCUGAUCAUCUCAGGGCAGAGGAUGCAGACUUUUCAGUGAAGGAGGACUGGAAGUAUGUGGCUAUGGUCAUUGACAGGAUAUUCCUCUGGAUGUUUGUACUGGUGUGUAUACUGGGAUCUGUUGGACUCUUUCUUCCUCCUUGGCUGGCUGGAAUGAUCUAAAAAUCUCAUCAAAGAAAACUGAGUCCAAGAACACUGAGAUACGAUCAUGUCUCACAUUGUAAAAAAAAAAAGAAAAAGUAAUUUAUCCCUUUAUUUUCUAUUUUUCAAAGGAACCACAAGUCACACUCAUUGCUCUUGCCCCAGGUUAUCAAAAGGUUACUCAUAGAGAAACCAGAUGAAAUAUCUAUCAUUGAUUCCAGUGGGCAUAUAAAUUCUUUAUGAGGGCAAAAGGCCAACAGCGAAAAUAUCCUUCUGCACCACUCCAUUUUGACAUUGAGCUGUAUAGCUCAAGCUGUCACCUUCAUCAAAAACAGUGAAGAAUAGCCUUUGACCCAUUCACAACAGUGGAAAAGACCACAGGAAAAACCUACACUCUACUCUGAGCAGGAAUUGUGAGAUAUUGAUAUGACUGCAUAAGGUUUGGGUUUAAUCUCAAUUUUAACAUUCCUCAACAAUGUCAGUGAUAUACUGCAGUAUCUUGAUUAUUCAGUGUUAGGUGGUGGGAAGAUUUUCUGGGAAGGAGUUGUGUGUCUAUGUGUGUGUGUUCAGGUGUAAUGCUUUUUGCAGUUGUCACUGCUUAGGUAAGCACACAUACAGCUCCGUGUUUUUUCUAAUUGUAGCAGCCAAAUAAACACAUUUAUUCAAUAUUUC